AUGUCUCCACCAACAUUCACCAACCCCCCUCGAGCUGGACAGCGCAAAAAGCUCUACCCUCACGCUCUAGACCUCAACCGUUUCAGCUUCAAAGAACUCCACAAUCGCGAACUCUCAAUCCGAGCUGCUUCGGUUAAAUUCCGCGAGCUCCCAAAUUGGACUGAAAAGUUAAAGAACCGUUCGUUCGUCACCAGUUGGUUACGACAAAGACAACAGGAUGAUUUCGAAGACUAUGAGGAUGCUAAGGAUCCUUAUUUAAAACCUUUCGUAUGGGGUAGGGAUGAUGUUACUAUGUGGUUUAAUGAAUUGGCGGCGUAUAAACAUUAUGUUAGGAAGUUGCAGAAGCAGGGGUUGAGGAUUGAACCUGAUGCGGAGGCUGUGUGGAGGGGAGAUGGGCUGGUUGAGGAGGAGGUUAGGAGGAAGUUGAUUGAUGCUGCCACAAUACUGGAAAGCAUCCCCGAAGCCGAAAAGCUCUGGCGCGAAUCCCAGGAUUCAGGUCCAGUGGUCCUGGACUUAGUCGACCCUUCAAUGUGGCCCAUAGUCUAUCGAAGAACGGCCACAGCCGACGGGGUCCCAAUUUAUAGACCCAGCCAUACCAAUGAUGAUGAUAUGAGAGCCUCGAAUCCAACUUACUGCUGGUUACCAUCAGAAUUCGAAGUCUCGGAAGAUGGGAAAUGUACCAAAAUCGCUUCAUACGUCAAUAAUCUAGCAUCUCCACGGGACGAAAUGGUCGUCAUACCGAUCCUUGAAAAGAUCUUUACCGCUUUCGUCCCACUGUUUAACCACGUUUUGGCAGAGACGGAAAGACAAUUAUGGACUACAUCGAGGUGUAUUGAUCCUAGUCCCUGGAAAUCAAGAGUUAAUGAUGGAAUGAUAGUUGCAUCUAAAGAGAAAUGCACCGAGGCAUCGGAAAAGCUACUCAAUGAAAUGGAAAAUAGCGGUCAAAUAAGUGAUACGUUUGAAGGAGUCGGUGAUUUUGCUGACCGUCGACCUAAGGGCUAUGAAUCCAUGUUCCCUAUCAAGAACUCCAUAAAAUUGAUACCAGACGCUAUUUGGAAACCACCAAGGGCUACAAAGCUCAAUAGAUUAGAGGGGAAAAUGGCCAAGGUCAUCGUCAGUAUGGUAAAUAUCAUGCUCUCACCAGAAAAUCCAGAAUACAAAGCUGAGAAAUGGCGUUUAAAUGGAUUCAGGAACGAACGUAUAAUAGCCACAGGAGUCUACUACUACGCCCAAAUGAACAUCAAUGAAACAUAUCUAGCUCUCCAACGUCGAAGCUUCGGUAAAUUCACAUGCGCUCCCAGAGAAAUCGAAUCGGUCAGAACAAAGGAAAACCGUGCAAUCGUUUAUCCCAACUUCUACGAACAUCGUAUCCCAAACUUCACUCUAGUCGACAAGACAAAACCUGGGUACUCCAAGAUGCUGGUAUUCCACUACUGCGAUCCCUGUGAGCUUCACAAUCUCCCCACAACAGAACAAAUCCACCCCCAACAACCCCAGGUCCUCGAAGACAGACUCCGCCACAGUAAACUCGGCACUCUCCCCGAAGAAGUCUUUUCCCAAAUCCUAAGCUACUUGUCAAUAACCAUGAUCUCACGUGAAGUAGCAGAAGAAUAUCGAGCAGAAAUUAUCCAAUGGGGACGAGAUUGGGUUCAUGAUGGUGAUGGAUAUUAUUCGGAGCAUGAGAGAGAUCAUUACUUUGGCGCGGAUCCGAAUGGGUAUGGAUUUGCUUAUAGUAGUGAGGACGAUGAUUAA
This is a messenger RNA of Orbilia oligospora ATCC 24927, 1752 nucleotides long. RefSeq lists its product as uncharacterized. Bases 1 to 1752 code for a protein of 583 amino acids. Lineage: Eukaryota; Fungi; Ascomycota; Orbiliomycetes; Orbiliales; Orbiliaceae. The transcript is spliced from 5 exons. The record is from RefSeq and is a predicted model, not a curated record.